CGGAACGAGAAGCCAAUGGGCGCGCAGCUUGCAAGAGGCGGGACUUCCGUCAACGAAGUCUUGGUGAGCGGCUGCGCGAGGAAAGUCACUUCCUUUCUCGUGCGGCGGCGAAAGUGGAGAGAGCGCCAUGAAGGCCUCGGGCACAGUAAGCUGCGAGAGUACAAGGUGGUGGGGCGCUGCCUGCCCACCCCCAAAUGUCGCACUCCGCCCCUGUAUCGCAUGCGAAUCUUUGCACCUAAUCACGUCGUCGCCAAGUCCCGCUUUUGGUACUUUGUGUCUCAGCUGAAAAAGAUGAAGAAGUCCUCAGGGGAAAUCGUCUACUGUGGACAGGUGUUCGAGAAAUCCCCCUUGCGAGUGAAGAACUUCGGCAUCUGGCUGCGCUAUGACUCGAGAAGCGGCACCCACAACAUGUACCGGGAGUACCGGGACCUGACCACCGCGGGCGCCGUCACCCAGUGCUACCGAGACAUGGGUGCCCGACACCGUGCCCGAGCGCACUCGAUCCAGAUCAUGAAGGUGGAGGAGAUGGCAGCCAGCAAGUGCCGCCGGCCAGCAGUCAAGCAGUUCCACGACUCCAAGAUCAAGUUCCCACUGCCCCACCGGGUUCUGCGUCGCCAGCACAAGCCACGCUUCACCACCAAGAGGCCCAACACCUUCUUUUAGGUGCAGAGCCUCCGUGUGUCUCCAGGUCUGCCCGAAUAAACUUCUUGGGAAAACCA
Molecule: messenger RNA, 719 nt
Organism: Lutra lutra (Eurasian river otter)
Lineage: Eukaryota; Metazoa; Chordata; Mammalia; Carnivora; Mustelidae
Gene: RPL18A
Product: ribosomal protein L18a
Exons: 5
Coding region: 16-663 (215 amino acids)
Biological process (GO): translation
Cellular component (GO): ribosome; cytosolic large ribosomal subunit
Molecular function (GO): structural constituent of ribosome
Source: RefSeq, a predicted model, not a curated record